AUGGCCCGUAUCGUGUGCAGAGAAGUGGAAGAGCCUCACGCUCUUCAAGCCAGAAACCUGGUGGAUCUCAACGACGACAUAUUUCUCUCGAUUUCCGAGCUUCUCCAUCAUAAGGAUAGCCUGCUGGUCUCAGCUCUCUGUCGACGCCUUCGGACAGCUCUUCUCCCCCGAAUAUUUCGUGCCGUGCGAUGGGCACCGGCCGUCCGUGAAUUCCCCCCGAAAAAACUUUGGCCCUUUGUACGGAUAUUCACCUUUUCAGGCUACAGCAUCCGUCAAUUCACGCCCGCAAUGCACCAAGAUUUCGCAGCGCAAAUUCGGACAGGCUUCGUCGACAUGAAGCUCCUCAACACAGUGAUUUUAGAGAGCAACGUCAGAGGUGGCCUUUGGCCUGAGCUACUGGACGCAUUCUCGGUUUUGUCUAGUCCAUGUCAUUUGGCGCUUCGGUCUCAUUGGAACACAACGUUGUCGGAUGAAGAGUAUCUUUUGUUGGAACCACGAAGAACGCCGAUACCUCUAGGGAUCUUUACCUUCGCUUUCCCAUUUGUCUACGAGCCAGAUGGUCAACAGGUCGCUCGGCGGCCAGCUUGGAGUUUGGCGCUUGAACUGUACAACGUCCACACAAUACUCGCUGCGGCUGCCAACACUCUGUCCUUCAUAAACCUUCCAGGCGAACUUUUACCCGCAAUGCAUGGCGCGACUUACAGCGCUCUGACUGAGCUCGUUCUUCAUGGUCUCUGGCCUGUCUUCCUCCCUUCGACUGCCAUUCCGGCAGCUGAAGACGGAUAUCUUCAAAUCACGUCCACGCGGUUAGCGGAGCCUGUCGAGGAAGAUGCCCUUGUUUCUGAGGCCAAAUCAGAAGCAGCUGUUUUGGCUGAACCAUCUUCGGGUUCAUCUGGCGAAGUUGCGCCUCCAGUAUCGCCAUUGCUUCCUCCAACUACCGUCGAUGAGUCUACUAUCACCAGCGAGGUCGGAGCGUCUAUUCCAACAUCGAAGGAGAUGAGCUUUACGGAGGUGCAUGAUUCUUCGGUCGCGACAGCAGUGGACACCGUCGCUUCCACAUCCAGAAAAGAUAGCCUUAUUCCUCUGGAUACGGCCCCGGAAUCUACAGUUAAUACAAGUUCCCCGACGUCUUUGUCUCGACCACAACCGUCUAUAGCACUCCUAGCCUUGGGAUCUCCUCCAUCACCGAGCGAGAGCGACUCCUUUACAAGACCGACCCCAUAUUCGUCUGCGAACUCGUCAUCAGUCAUGUCAAUUUUGGAAGCGAUGCCCAAUCUGCGCAUCCUCGACAUGUGCCUACUCCAUCAAAAAGACGACCCUAAACCUAUCGGCGGGGUCAUAUGUGCGCCAGAUGCCCCACCGAGGGCUCCGGCCACCUUUCUCCGCCAUCUCACUCGAUUUGAUGUCGCCUCGUUAUCUCAGGAGGAUCGUGUAUUGGAAUUCCUUCCAUCAUUAGAGUAUCUUUCACUCACCCGGUAUCCGUCUGAGUUGCCUCGGAGAACAGUUCGAAGCAGACAAACUCCGUCAACUUUGUCAGCAAUGCUCGGGCAGGCGGCGUUUCCGCACCUUACCACUCUUAAAAUAUGGUAUGCCAUCGUCUCGUUUAACGACCUCCGGGACGAGGAAGCGUUGCUGGACCUGCUGCCCAAAAAAAAUCCGUCCUUGCAGAAUCUCGAAGUCUGUCGGCGAUGGAAAAACCUGGUGCCGGAGCUCGAAGGACGAUGGGACCCCGUCCCUGUCGCAAAAGGCCUGAUCUCGCAUUUGCACGACCUGCAAGUGUUUUCGUUUGAUCCCGAUCCUCCAGAGCGAUUUGGAAAGCGGCCGUUCACCCACGCCACCCCAGAAUACCGCCAGUACUUAGGCCGCCUGCGUGAUAUGGCCGAAGAGAUCGUCGGCGCUGCGCUGUGGCUUCAAGAAAUCGCACUUCAUUGUGAAUACGGUAUCAACCUGGACUUGUAUUGGCAGGUCUGGAAGGUUGUCCCCGGUGUCGACGGAAACAUCAAGCUUGAAGAUCUUCCAGAGCAGAUAUACAAAUAUUACGACUAA
Messenger RNA from Mycena indigotica, 2046 nucleotides. Its product is annotated as F-box domain-containing protein. The transcript is spliced from 3 exons. Lineage: Eukaryota; Fungi; Basidiomycota; Agaricomycetes; Agaricales; Mycenaceae. The record is from RefSeq and is a predicted model, not a curated record. Bases 1 to 2046 code for a protein of 681 amino acids.